This is a messenger RNA of Acomys russatus (golden spiny mouse), 2424 nucleotides long. RefSeq names its product tubulin tyrosine ligase like 11 (gene Ttll11). Gene Ontology annotation, biological process: microtubule cytoskeleton organization; protein polyglutamylation. Bases 1 to 2088 code for a protein of 695 amino acids. Gene Ontology annotation, molecular function: tubulin binding; tubulin-glutamic acid ligase activity. Gene Ontology annotation, cellular component: cilium. The transcript has 9 exons. The record is from RefSeq and is a predicted model, not a curated record. Lineage: Eukaryota; Metazoa; Chordata; Mammalia; Rodentia; Muridae.
AUGCUGCGCGGCAGCCCCGAGCUGGAGCUCGCGGUCGAGUGGGAGGCGGCAGCGGCGGCGGCGGCAGCGGCGGCAGCGGCGGCGGUAGCGGCGGCCGCGGAGGAGCAGCUGGGCGUGGACGCGGGCGCGGCCGGGGAGCCCGAGCGCCCGGCGCGGGAGGAGCAGCAGCCCAAGGCCGCGCUCCCCUCCCGGGCGCGAUCCCGCGUGGCCGAGGAAGGUGAUGUCCGCGUCGCCCGGCGCCUGCCGCCCGCGCUGCCCCUGCCCCCGCCGAGGCGGGCUGCGCGCUCCCCCUGCCAGUUCGCGAAGGCCCGGAGCCGGGGCCAGAGCCAGAGCUACUGGCGGAGCUCGGGCUCGCUGCGGCCGGUCACCGUGGACAGCUCCAAGGCCCGCACCUCCCUGGAUGCUCUGAAGAUCAGCCUUCGCCAGCUCAAGUGGAAGGAGUUCCCAUUUGGCCGGCGCUUGCCUUGUGACAUCUACUGGCACGGUGUUUCAUUUCACGACAAUGACAUAUUCUCCGGUCAAGUGAACAAAUUUCCAGGCAUGACGGAGAUGGUGCGUAAAAUCACUCUGAGCCGAGCGCUGAGAAUCAUGGAGAACCUGUUUCCGGAGGAGUACAACUUCUACCCGCGCUCGUGGAUUCUGCCGGAUGAGUUCCAGCUCUUUGUUGCUCAGGUCCGAAUGGUGAAGGAUGGUGACCCCUCUUGGAAGCCCAUUUUUAUUGUGAAGCCCGAUAGUGGUUGUCAGGGUGAUGGAAUCUACCUCAUUAAAGACCCCAGUGAUGUUCGCCUGACCGGGAUGCUCCAGAGCAGGCCAGCCGUGGUCCAGGAGUACAUCCGCAAGCCUCUCCUGAUUGACAAGCUCAAGUUUGAUAUCCGCCUGUAUGUCUUGCUAAAGUCCUUGGACCCCUUAGAGAUUUAUAUAGCCAAAGACGGACUCUCUAGGUUUUGUACGGAGCCGUACCAAGAGCCCAACCCCCAGAACCUGCACCAUGUGUUCAUGCACUUGACCAACUACUCGCUGAACAUCCACAGUGGCAAGUUCGUCCACUCCGACAGCGCCAACACAGGCAGCAAGAGGACCUUCUCCAGCAUUCUGUGUAGACUGUCUUCCAAAGGUGUGGACAUCAAGAAAGUCUGGUCUGAUAUCAUCUCCUUAGUUAUUAAGACUGUCAUCGCCCUGACCCCGGAGCUCAAAGUUUUCUACCAGUCAGACAUCCCUACAGGGAGGCCGGGGCCCACCUGCUUCCAGAUUCUAGGCUUUGACAUUCUUCUGAUGAAAAACCUGAAGCCAAUGCUGCUUGAAGUAAAUGCAAACCCCAGCAUGAGAAUCGAACACGAGUACGAACUCUCUCCAGGGGUGUUUGAAAAUAUCCCCAGCCUGGUGGAUGAAGAGGUGAAGGUGGCCGUGAUCAGAGACACGCUGCGCCUAAUGGACCCGCUGAAGAAGAAAAAGGAGACUCAGUCACAGCAUCUGGAAAAGCAUUUCCCUGAGAAGGAAAAUCUGGAAUGUGAGCUGACUGGUGACCCUGACUGCAACCCCGAAGCCCACCUGCCUUCCAUUUGCCUCAAGCAGGUGUUCCCCAAGUAUGCCAAGCAGUUCAACUACCUGCGCCUCGUAGACAGGAUGGCCAACUUGUUUAUUCGCUUCCUGGGAAUCAAGGGGACUAUGAAGUUGGGACCAACUGGCUUUCGGACCUUCAUAAGGAACUGCAAGCUCAGCAGCAGCAGCCUGUCCAUGGCUGCUGUGGACAUCCUCUACAUAGACAUCACGAGGAGGUGGAACUCCAUGACCCUGGACCAGCGGGACUCAGGGAUGUGUCUGCAGGCAUUCGUUGAAGCUUUCUUCUUUCUGGCUCAGAGGAAGUUCAAGAUGGUCCCUCUCCAUGAGCAGGUGGCCUCCUUGAUCGACCUGUGCGAGUAUCACCUAUCCCUGCUGGAUGAAAAGCGCUUGGUGUGUGGCCGGGGCCGGCGCACCCAAAGCAGUCCUCCCCAGGAGAUCAACCCCACAACCCGGUCAGCUGCAGACAGCCCUGCACCCGGAGUGAUCGGCACUAACAAGCUCUCUCACUCCAGACACCCUCUGUCCUGAAGGCCACCUUGUCGUCCUGGAAGAAGGCAUGCCCCUGGACUCCCCACACCUGUCGGGAGUCACUGGGGUCCCAGCUGCAAUGGCUGUGCAUCCUCUCUGUGUUCUGCAGGGCUCUCACCUCACAUUGACAAUUCUUGCCCAUCUUCCUCCCAGCACCUCAUGGUGACCCACCCUGUUGAGUCAUCAGUGUACAUAUGACAUCUGAGCUGUGACAGAUGGCACAUACUAUUCUGGGCUCCUGGGAAGCACCAACUGGGGCAGUUCUGCCGUGCUUGGGGCCGCAGGGGGAUGGAGAGCAGGGGGAAAGGACAGACCAUCUCAGAGCAGACAGCUGUG